This is a messenger RNA of Diprion similis, 3443 nucleotides long. It is a transcript of the gene Parp1, whose product is annotated as poly [ADP-ribose] polymerase. The transcript is spliced from 5 exons. NCBI's taxonomy places the organism in Eukaryota, Metazoa, Arthropoda, Insecta, Hymenoptera, Diprionidae. Bases 91 to 3054 code for a protein of 987 amino acids. Gene Ontology annotation, cellular component: nucleus. Gene Ontology annotation, molecular function: DNA binding; NAD+ poly-ADP-ribosyltransferase activity; NAD binding. The record is from RefSeq and is a predicted model, not a curated record.
UUCCCGCCAUUUUAUUUCUAUUUCUCCGCACAAGUUCGCACAACGCGGUACGACAUAUAAUAUUCAUUAUAUCACUAUUCAUCGGCAACUAUGAGUGUUAAACAUUGCGAAUUGCCGUAUUAUGUAGAAUAUUCUAAAAGCGGGCGUGCCAAAUGUAAGGCGUGCAAAAGUGACAUUACGCAAGGAAGUUUGAGAAUCGCCGCAAUGGUACAAAGUCCGUUCCAUGAUGGGAAAAUACCUCAUUGGUAUCACUCUAAUUGUUUUUUUCUGAAGCAACGCCCCAAAACAACAGGUGAUAUUGCUAAUUUUGAUGGAAUUCGAUGGGAGGAUCAAGAAGUUGUUGCAAAGGAGCUUGAAAAUGUUUCAAAUACGGCACCUACUAGAGGAAAGAAGCGAUCUGAUGCUCCAUUAUCUGGAGCUUUGAAAGACUUUAAAGUUGAGUAUGCCAAAUCUAACCGAGCCAUGUGUCGUGGCUGUGAAGAAACCAUUAUCAAAAAUGAGGUCAGAAUAUCAAAAAAGGAUUAUGAGAGUGAAAAUGCCAGAGCCUACGGUGGUCAAGAUAGAUGGUACCAUGUCCAAUGCUUUUCAAAGCUCAGAAAAGAGUUGCAAUUCUUCGAAACUGGUAAAAAGCUUCCUGGUUUUGAAGGACUGAAUAAGGAAGACCAAGAAACCCUGAAAAAAAGUUUAACGAAGAUUAAAGAAGAUGCUCCACCGACAAAGAAACUUAAGUCUGAGCCUUCUGAUCCUGAGGAAGAAGAAGAGCUGAAGUUACAAAAUCAGAUAAUUUUCAGCCUUAGAGACAAGUUAUCUGCACUUCCUAAACGUGCUCUUAUCUCUUUGUUAGAAACUAACGAACAAAAACUUCCCGAAGGAAUCUCCAACAUGUUAGAUGCAAUCUCGGAUGCAAUGACUUUUGGAGUUUUAAACCCAUGCCCAAAAUGCCAAGGGCAAUUGGUUUACAAAUCUGGGCUUGGUUAUAUGUGCACUGGUGAUAUAACAGAGUGGACAAAAUGUGAAUAUGUGACACAAGAUCCAAAACGAUCAAAAUUCGUAGUACCUGCUGUCCUUAAAGAGGAGCAUCCUUUUCUCAAAGCAUACAAAUCUAAGGUGAAGAGAAAGCUGAUUCGUAUCACAGCACCUACCACAUCAUCUUCUGUUAAAAAAGAAGACGAAGUAGACAGUGGUCCAAAAAUUCAAGGGAAACCAAAACCGUUGAAAAAUAUGGAGUUUCUUCUAGUAGGCAAAACACAGAGAGACAAAGAAGAGCUGAAGAAAGAGAUAUUGCUCUUGGGGGGCAAACUUGUUACAAAAAUUCACAAAAAUUUGGCUGCCUGCAUUUCUAAUCCGACGGAAGUUGAAAAAAUGAACAAACGAAUGCAAGAAAUUAAGGAGGCUGACAUACAAGUGGUUUCAGAAGACUUUAUUGACGAAGCCAAAGAAUUUGAUAAACCAGCCAUUAUGCUUAUUAAUAAAAAAAACAUAUGCACAUGGGGCGGAGAUCCAAGUUUACGAAUUGCAACAGUAGUGGAAAAAUCAAAGUCCAGGGGUAAAAGUCAGUUUGAAAAGUCUGUGUCUGGAAAGAUCAAGAUGCGCGUGAAAGGUGGAGGAGCAGUUGAUCCCGAUAGCGGGCUAGAAGAUAAGGCUCAUAUUUACCAAAGUGGUCAGGAUAAGUAUACAGUAACCCUCGGAAUAACUGACAUACAAUCAAAGAAAAACAGUUACUACAAGUUACAAGUUCUGAAAGAUGAUAAUCUGAAAAAAUACUGGUUAUUUCGGAGCUGGGGAAGAAUCGGCACAUCUAUUGGAGGCACAAAGUUGGAAAACCUUGGACUGCAAGAGUGUAUAGAGCAAUUUGAAUUUUUAUAUGAGGAAAAGUCGGGUAACAAAUGGAGUCGUCGUGACAACUUUGUUAAAGUUCCGUCUAAGAUGUACCCAAUUGAUGUAGACUACGGGGAGGAUGAUGAAACAAAGAAUAAAUUCAUGGAAUCAGAGAUAAAGAGUAACCUGAAAAGACCGCUACAAGAUUUGAUUAAACUUAUUUUCGACGUUGACACAAUGAGAAAAGUAAUGUUGGAAUUCGAAAUAGAUUUGGCUAAAAUGCCACUGGGUAAAUUGUCAAAAAAACAAAUCGAUAAGGCUUACAAAGUGCUAAGCGAACUGCAAGAAUUCAUAAGAACCGGCGGGGUCGACCGUUGUAAAUUUGUGGAUGCCUCGAAUAGGUUUUACACGCUCAUACCACAUGAUUUCGGAGUAUCAGAUCCGAUAAUUUUGGAAAACGAGGAGCAAAUCAAAUCCAAGUCGGAGAUGUUGGAUUCUUUACUGGAGCUAGAAAUUGCCUACAACUUAUUAAAUGCGAAAACAGAUGAAUCUAAGAAUCCUAUCGACGCCCAUUAUGAACAAUUGAAUACAGAGAUUGACAUCCUUGAUGUAGAAACAAAUGAAUUCAAAUUAAUUGAACGUUACGUAAAGAAUACUCACGCAUCAACUCAUUCUCAUUACGAGCUGGAGAUAGAUCAAGUAUUUGUGGUAAAACGCAAAGGCGAGGACAAGCGUUAUAAGCCAUUUAAGAAGCUACCAAAUAGAAAGCUCCUAUGGCAUGGAUCCAGAACUACAAAUUACGCCGGUAUACUGUCCCAGGGUUUGAGAAUUGCCCCACCCGAAGCACCUGUCUCCGGUUACAUGUUUGGUAAAGGCAUAUACUUUGCUGAUAUGGUAUCAAAAUCUGCGAACUAUUGCUGCACUAACAGACAAAAUCCGACUGGAUUGUUGCUGCUGUGCGAGGUAGCUCUGGGCAAUACCUAUGAGCGGCACGCAGCGGAUUACAUUGAAAAAUUGCCAAAAGGUAAACAUUCUACACUGGGUUUGGGUCAGACGCGUCCAGACCCAGAUGAUGUCCACGUUACAAGCGAUGGAGUUCAUGUGCCAUACGGAAAGCCAGUACCAGCUAAGCUUUCAAAGUCAACCUGUCUCUUGUACAACGAAUAUAUUGUAUAUGAUGUGGCCCAAGUUCAAGUACAAUAUUUGGUCAGAACUCAUUUCCAGUAUAAAUUAUAAGCCGAAAUACCACACAAGCCAUUUGAAGAGGCCAGACUUCCAAAUAAGGCCUACCGAUUUAAUAAUUAAAUAAGCGUAAUAAUAAGUUGUAUUUCUUAUUUCUAUUCGUUUUUAUUUUCUAUACUUUGAGCACAGGUAUAAACCCAGGACAUCAGUCCAACCCUGAUGCAAUUGUUUUUCUCACUAAUUGCGCAGCUGAGUAUGAGUCAAGUCUAGACCCAAGCUACAACCUGAAGAUUGGGAUAUAACAAAUUACAUUUCAAAUACAUCUAAGUAUACAUUGAAGUGCUAUUGUCAUGGGACACUCCACCUUGAAAAAUAUUACCAGGUUUUUCGUUUGUAAUAAUAAAUAACUGAAGGGAGUCCAUUGACGAAAUUCAAAACGUGAG